AUGUUUAAAUGUAAUGAUGAGUUUACUCUGGAUCCUUCAAUAAGAUCCAUUAGUUAUGAUUCAUUACAUUCCUCACUAACAACAACGAGUGAGUUUGAUCUUGAUAUUGUUGAAGUGGAUUCGCCAUACUUAUUUUCAGCUUCUCCAGAUCGUUUUUUAGGUGCUUGUAAUGGUUUAGUUUGCAUGAUGUUUCAAUCUGUUAAUAGAGUUGUGCCGUUCCUUUGUGUUUGGAACCCGCCAACUAGAGAAUGCCGGAAGAUACCCAAAUCAAGAAAUGAAGUUAAGAAAGGAUAUGUCUGUCACUAUGCAUUUGAUUAUGAUUAUAAGAUUGAUGAUUAUAAGUUGGUUAAAGUUGUGCAGAAGGUGGGAAGUAAGGAUGGUUCUUUAGUUGAAGUGUAUACGUUGGGAAAAAAUUCGUGGGGAAGCAUACAAAUGAUUCCUUAUAUGUUUCAUUUAUUACCUUAUAGUAGUAUUAAUCAACCUGGGGUGCUUGUUAAUGGAAUUCGUCACUGGUUGGGCAAAAGCAAUGUCCAAGGGCAGGAUUUUUCUAAAGUUAUAGUGUCUUUGGAUAUUAGCAAUGAGAGGUUCGAAGAAAUGCAACUGCCAAAAGAACUUUUGGAGAAGGAUUUUCUUAUGACUGUGGGAGUGCUGGAAGGGUGCCUUUGUGCAGUUGUUGCUGUUGUUUUUAUGCGUGUUGAAGUAUGGGUGAUGAGAAAUUAUGGAUAUCGAGAAUCUUGGAAUCAACGUUUUGUCAUUAGCCAAGAGUUGGUUACAAAAAAUCCAUUUCUGAGGCUGAUUUGGUGUUUCAAGGAUGGUAAGAUUCUGUUCAAGACUUCAACAAGCUUAGUUUUAUAUGAUCCAAAACAGGAAAGUUGUACAGAACCAAGAAUUCGUUAUCUAAGGGAGUUGUUUGAAGUAGAAAACUACGUUGAAAGCUUAGUUUCACUGAAAUUUGGCAUUCGUGCACGGAGAAAGAAAAAUGGCCCAACGGGGAAGACGAUAAUAGAGAAAAGGUCUAAGAAGAACAAGAAGAGCGUAUGUUAUUAG
Messenger RNA from Papaver somniferum (opium poppy), 1047 nucleotides. RefSeq names its product F-box protein CPR1-like. The coding region runs from base 1 to 1047 and encodes 348 amino acids. The record is from RefSeq and is a predicted model, not a curated record. Lineage: Eukaryota; Viridiplantae; Streptophyta; Magnoliopsida; Ranunculales; Papaveraceae. The transcript has a single exon.